This is a messenger RNA of Paraphaeosphaeria sporulosa, 1351 nucleotides long. Its product is annotated as NAD(P)-binding protein. Bases 154 to 1125 code for a protein of 323 amino acids. Gene Ontology annotation, molecular function: methylenetetrahydrofolate dehydrogenase (NADP+) activity; methylenetetrahydrofolate dehydrogenase (NAD+) activity. Gene Ontology annotation, cellular component: cytosol. NCBI's taxonomy places the organism in Eukaryota, Fungi, Ascomycota, Dothideomycetes, Pleosporales, Didymosphaeriaceae. The transcript is spliced from 3 exons. Gene Ontology annotation, biological process: purine nucleobase biosynthetic process. The record is from RefSeq and is a predicted model, not a curated record.
GUGAAUCAGAUUGAGGAUUAAUUGAACGUGCGAGCCUGAAAGUGCUGUCGAGGCAUCGAGUCGUAUAAGAAUUCGAUCCCAGGCUUCCACGACGUCGUUGUUUCUCCAUUGCUUUCCCUGAUUUGCGCAAAAGCCACCCCAAGUCACCCCACCAUGGCCGAGGAGAAACCCAAUUGCAAGGUCAUUCUUGCCAACAACAUCGCGAAGAAGCUGCUGGAGGAGGUGCACGAUGGGCUGAAGAAAGUCGACCGCAAGCCGCUGCUCGUGGGCUUCCUUUCGUCUCAAGACCCCGCCGCCCGAGUCUACGCGGAAUGGACGGGCAAGACGGCCAACGAAAAUGGCUUCGCAUUCGAGCUCCGCGAAAUCGACCGCGAGCUCCUCGAAGACGCUCUCAUCGACGCAAACAACGACGCCAAAGUCGACGGCAUCAUCGUCUACUACCCCAUCUUCGGCAACCGCCAGGACCAGUACCUGCAGCAGAUCGUCUCCAUAGACAAGGACGUCGAGGGCCUCUCGCACCAGUACAUCUUCAACAUGUACCAGAACAUCCGCUUCCUCGACGACGCAAACACGAAGAAGAGCAUCCUGCCCUGCACGCCCCUCGCCGUCAUCAAGAUCCUCGAAUACCUGCAGAUAUACAACUCCAUACUGCCCUACGGCAACAGGCUCCACGGGCGCACCAUCACAGUCAUCAACAGGAGCGAGGUUGUCGGACGUCCGCUCGCGGCGCUUCUAGCCAACGAUGGAGCAUGCGUACACAGCGUCGACAUCAGCGAUGUGCAGACCUUUACACGCGGCGAGGGGCUGCGCAAGCGCAGACACGAGGUAGAAGAGAAGCCUGGCUGGACGAUCAAGGACUGCCUGCCCAUCAGCGACGUCGUCAUCAGCGGCGUGCCUGGUGACACGUACAAGGUCCCGCUGGAGCACAUGCGCGCCGGCGCCGUCUGCAUCAACUUCUCCAGCGAGAGGAAUUUCACGCCGGAGGUCAAGGAGAAGGCGUCCAUCUACGUCCCUGCAAUUGGCAAGGUCACUAUUGUGGUUCUCCUCCGGAACUUGCUGCGCAUGGUGCAGAACAAGAUUGACGCCGCAGAGGAUGCCGCACAGAAAGCCGACAAGUCCCAAUAGAUCACCUGCAAGCGUUGAGCUUGCGCCAUUUUCUUUUCGUCUCGAUACCCUCUAGAAGGCAUACAGCCACCAAAAGUUUCUCUUCAUACGCUCUUCGAUCCUACUGUAUGCGUGAUGCAUUGUCAGGGUGAUCUUUCCGUACUUCUUGCCCGCCCACUGACAGCUGCAACAUCUGUGGCAAGCGGAGCGGCGAGCUAUGCUGACCUGCUUGUCGUUUGGCACCCUA